Molecule: messenger RNA, 4287 nt
Organism: Eriocheir sinensis (Chinese mitten crab)
Lineage: Eukaryota; Metazoa; Arthropoda; Malacostraca; Decapoda; Varunidae
Product: monocarboxylate transporter 13-like
Exons: 6
Coding region: 621-2678 (685 amino acids)
Biological process (GO): monocarboxylic acid transport; transmembrane transport
Molecular function (GO): monocarboxylic acid transmembrane transporter activity
Source: RefSeq, a predicted model, not a curated record
CAUGGGUAGUGUUGUGAGCCUAGUGAUAGUUUGACAAGGCUUUCGUAGAGGUUGUGUUAGUAGUGUUUCCAUGGGUAGUGUUGUGAGCCUAGUGAUAGUUUGACAAGGCUUUCGUAGAGGUUGUGUUAGUAGUGUUUCCAUGGGUUGUGUUAUGAUCCUGAUGGUAGUUCGACAAGGCUUUUGCACCAUGAACGUGAAAAAAACAGUCAUGGGAAGCCGACUCACACACACACACACACACACACACACACACACACAUACAUACUCUUAUUGAAUCGUUCGUCUGGCAGCAUUCUACCACUUGUGAGAGAGUUGAGCGUAGGCAAAAUUAGACAGAAGCUUCUUGUUCUGUGCCGUGUGUGUGUGUGUGUGUGUGUGUGUGUGUGUGUGUGUGUUGCUAGGAGGGUUAUGUUAGUCAGCGUUCAGUGUGUGUGUAUGUGUGGUGUGUGUGUGAGAACGUGUGUGAAGUAUUGAAAAGGGAUAAGGAAAGAAAAAGAAAAAGGAAAUGAAAUAGAAAUAAUACAAUUGUUGGUUGAUUCUGGGCAGGUGAAGAUACAGGUAAAGAAAAUUAAAGGAACAGGUAUGAAAAAGUGUUAGAAAAUGAAAACGAAGGAAAAAGAAUGAAAAACGAAAAGGAAAUAGAAAGAAUACAGAUGACGGCGGAUUCUGGGCAGGCAAAUGAAGGUGAGAGUGAAGAUACAGGUAACGAAAGCAAAAGGAACAGGUAUGAAAAAGUGUUAGAAAGGGAAAAGGAAGAAAAAAGAAUGAAAGACGAAAAGGAAAUAGAAAGAAUACAGAUGACGGCGGAUUCUGGGCAGGUAAAUGAAGCUGAGAGUGAAGAUACAGGUAACGAAAGCAAAAGGAACAGGGAUGAAAAAGUGUUAGAAAGGGAAAAGGAAGAAAAAAGAAUGAAAGACGAAAAGGAAAUAGAAAGAAUACAGGUGAUGGCGGAUUCUGGGCAGGUAAAUGAAGGCGAGAGUGAAGAAGACACAGGUGAUACAAACGAAAAGAACAGGAAUGAAAAAGUGAUGGGAACGGAAAUAGAAGAAAAAAUAAUGAAAAACGAAAAGGAAUCAGAAAGCAUACAGAUGACUUCGGACGCUUGGCAGGUAAAUGAAAGUGAAGAUGCAGGUGAUGACGACGAAGACAGGUAUGAAGGAGUAAUUCAGAGGUCUCGAGCACCUGACGGAGGCUGGGGCUGGGUGGUGGCCCUGGGCUCCUCCAUAGUGACCACCCUGCUGUUCUCCGUGCCCUUCUCCUUCGGCAUCCUGUUCUCCGGGUACCUGCUCUCCGUCGCCGCCUCCGCCACCGCCACCGCCUGGGUCUACAACUUGUUCCUGGUGGUCCUGAACUCCUCCAUGAGCCUCGCCAACGCCCUGGGACAAGAGUUCGGGCGGCGGACGGUCGGCUUCGCCUGCGUCUUCAUGUGUUCCGUGUCCGCAGUCCUGUCCGCCUUCUCCCCGUCGGUGUAUUUUCUGUAUUUUUCGUUCUCUCUCGUGACAGGUCUGGGCACGGGUGUGGGUAUAGCCACGGCCUACAUCGUUCUACCGCCCUACUUCGACAAGAAGAGCGGGAAGGCCAACAUCUUACUAACCACCGGCGCGCCAGUGUCCCAGAUGGUGUUCGCGCCCCUGCUGCGUCUCCUGCUGGAGCUGUACAGUUACCGCGGCGCCGCCCUGAUCUACAGCGGCGUGCUCCUCAACGGCCUCAUCGGCAUGGCGUCCUUCCACCCCGUCAAGUGGCACCUGAAGCCUCCGUGUGAAGAUGCGACGCGGCCGCCGCAGGACGCUGUGCAGCCCUUGAUGACACAAAAGAAGAACCCUCCCACUGCUGUGACCACCGCCGCGGCGAGGCACAGCAGCCACUCCCCGCCAGCCACACCGUCGACUCCCGUCAACCCGUCGCUGCGGGGAUUGCGACGGCUCAGCCACGGAAGCUUGGCGUCCGUCAUGACCGCCGCGUCGGCUGAUGUGCCCAUCGGGUUGGCGAUGCUGGGCUUGGAGAGGGAGGCGUCGACAGGACAGAGCCAGCCAGGGUGUGCCAAGACUCUGUGGAGAACCCUGAGGCGCGUGGCCCGGACCACCAAGUCAGACAUGGGCGUGGCGCGGCACCUGCGGGCCCUCAUCCUGGCCGGCACCUUCGCGCUCACGCAGACGACGCACUACAACUUUGUGAUGCUGCUGCCCUUCGCGGUGCGCGCCGCGGACCACAGCCUGCAGGACGCCGCCUGGUGCAUCUCCCUCUUGGGCGUCGCCAACUUCGUGGUGCGUCUCGUGGUGUCGCCCCUUGCGGACUGUAAAAGGUUCAGCAUCCGCGCCUCCCUCAUGGCCGGCUACUGCCUCAAGGCUGUGGCCGCGAUAGUGGCGUUGUUCGCGGAUGAGCUUUGGCUGUUCGCCGCGUCUGCCGUGCUGUUCGGCGUGGGCAUCGGCGCCUCCGUCACCUUGUCCAACCUGUCCAUCAUCAAGUACAUGGGCAUCGACUUGUUGGCCCAGACCUUCGGCUUCGAGGGUCUGGUCAACAGCCUGUGCGUCCUGGUGAUUGGUCCGCUCUUAGGCGUGAUCCGGGAUGUGUCAGGCAACUACGCGGCGAGUCUGUGGGUGAUGGCGAGCCUGGACCUGCUCAGCGCUGGUCUAUGGAUCCUCAUGCCCGCAGCACAAGCCAGGGACGCGAGGAGGUGAUGCCCAGAGAAACACCACCCUUACACAACCCUCAAAGUCGUAUUAUAAGACAUCUCAUCAUCCAAGCACACAUAUUUAACAAGACUUUCGUAGGAGUUGUGGGCGUUUCCAGGAGUAGUUUGAUGACCCUGGUGGUAGUAUGACCUUUCUUCUGUACCAUGAACCUGGAGAAACACUAAUUAGAACCCGAGUGACCCCCUCUUUGACCUUUAGUAAUAGUGUCCUACCGUGACCUGAUGUGGCUGAGACUCAAGAUCUAUAACUGUUGAUUUUCCUGACAUUUAUAUAGACAGGUCAGCAUGGUAGAGAGCUCAGGAACGUCAUCUAACCCUAUUGUAGUAGUAGUAGUAGUAGCAGCAGCAGUGGUUGGUCGGAUCGCCAAAGUCUGAGGUGCGCAUUAUCGUACCCUGGCAACUUGCUGUCCCAUGGCGUGUCAGAUUUCUUUGAUAAUGAUAGCAAUCGUCAGAGUCAUUUAUAUGCAGGCAAUAAUAACAAACACCGUUAAUUAUUGUAGUCGAUUUCCAGUAAAAGAAAUCAUUAGUACUGUCGCAGAUAGCUGUUCUGUUAAUUUGCAAAGAUCAAUGAUUAUACAAUUAUUAAACAGUUUUGACGCUGUCCGCCACCGAGAAAAUUAGCAGACUUCUUAUUAACAAAACUAUAUAAUAAUGUUCAGCUCAAAAUCGACUGUAAUUGAUGGUAUUUGUUAUUGUUCCCUGGAUAAUAUUGAUUCUGACAACUCUUUGUUUCCCAUGCGUAGGCUAUCAUUCAUUACUCGGGAUUGGGAACAGUAGGCUAAUAAUAAUAGUAAGAAGAAGAACAAGAAGAGAAGAAGAAGAAGGAGAAGAAGAAGAAAAAGAAAAAGAAGAAGAAGAAGAUGAUGAAAAAGAAGAAGAAGAAGUAGAAGAAGAAGAAGAAGAAGUAGAAGAAGAAGAAGAAGAAAAAGAAAAAGAAGAAGAAGAAGAAAAAGAAGAAGAUGAAGAUGAAAAAGAAGAAGAAGAUGAAGAAGAAAAUGAAGAAGAAGAAGAAAAAGAAGAAGAAGAAGAAGAAGAAGUAGAAGAAGAAGAUGAAGAAGUUGAGACGAAAACACAAACUCACAAAUCCGUCGUCUUUGUUAUUAAAAUGUUUCUUUCUUACUGUAUAAAUAUUUUAAUGUCUAGUAUACCUGCAUUACAUCAUCACUGUAUUCUGUAGCAACUUAAAACACUAGAAUGAGGUGAUAAAGAAACACACACACACUCACACACACACACACACACACACUUUCAACAGACAUUCAUUACUUUUCUAAUAUAUGCAUUAACUUAAAAAAACACAUUCUCUUAUAAUAUUUAGCUUCUGUAAUUGAGUUUCUUCUUUCUUCAAUAAAUCUACAUAACCAUAAAUAUAAUCAUUGCAUCUAUUGUUAUGUUACUGAGGCAUAUUACAUCAGUUAUCCUUUCACCUUAAGUGCAAUAUAUAUAGUAAAAAUUUUAAUCAGCAUCUUGUAUAUUAUAUAAAAAGAAAGAGAAUUAAGUUAUGCAAAGCUAUACAUAUAUUCUUAAGGAGUAUUAUGUGUGAACUGGCGGGAAGGGACACACACACACAGACACACACUAACACACACACACAC